Molecule: messenger RNA, 2076 nt
Organism: Podarcis muralis (Common wall lizard)
Lineage: Eukaryota; Metazoa; Chordata; Lepidosauria; Squamata; Lacertidae
Source: RefSeq, a predicted model, not a curated record
CAGCAGCAGCCUAUUUGGCCGAGGCAGCUCUUCAGCUCGCUCUCUUCGUGCAACCUCUCCAAGAUCCGCGUCUGCUGACACGACCCGGAGGUGAGAGGCAGUUAAGACUAGAAAUUGGCCUCCAUGGAUCCAGGCGGCUCGAGAACUAUUAUUUCAACUCAGAUCGUGCCCCACAAGCUUUCUGAGACACCCAUAGGUCCAGAGGGCUCUGGAGCAGGGCCUCCGACUCAGAUUGUGACCCAACAACCUCAGAUUUUCUCCAGCGUUGGGGCCAGUCCUUCUCUUCAGAGGCCACUGAAGAAAUUUUAUGCCGGGGAGCCGCUGGCACUGGGGAUCAUUCAGAUACUCAUAGGCAUCACGGGAAUGGCUUUUGGGCUUGUGAUGAAUGUGGCGUCUAAUGACUUCUUGCUUUAUGCAGUCAUAAUGACCCCGUAUUGGACAGGAAUCCCGUACCUCAUUUCAGGAUCCCUGUCUGUGGCAGCUGCUAGCAACCCCAAGAAGCCGCUGGUGAAGAGCAUGCUGGGAUUGAAUGUGGUGAGUGCCAUAGCUGCUGGCCUUGGGAUUAUCAUCCUUUCUUCAUCUUUGGCUAUUUCAGGCCUGGGGUCUCAUGCCAGGUAUUGGUGCAGGAACCUUGAUACAAAACUGGCUCGUAGGUGUUACGAAACCAAAGUCAUCCCUGAGAACAUACUGUCUGGAAUGAUGGCUGUUCACCUGGCAUUCACCAUCCUCGAAUUCUGCAUCUCCAUCUCCACUGCUGCCUUUGGGUGCAAGACGGUGUGCUUGAAAACCCACACAGAAACGGUUGUGGUGGUUUACCAGAACACGAUUCUGGACAGUGCUAAUGCUGCCAAUCUCCCGGCUUCUGGCAAGGAUGCAGAGAACACCAAGUCUACAGAAGCCCACUCCCCAAACACCAUCAUGGAUUCAACUCUGACUGCGCCACCAUGGCCCUCCUCAAGGGCUGAGUCUGAUGCUUCUGUGCCAAAAUCAGUGAAGAGGUUUUAUCGGGGUGAGCCAUUGGCACUGGGGAUCACACAGAUCCUCCUCGGAAUCACGCACAUUGCAUUUGGAGCUGUGUUUAACCUAAUGGGCGAUCACAGAGGAUCUUACAUUGCUAUAGAACAACCACUCUGGGCUGGAAUCUUGUACAUCAUUUCGGGAUCUCUGUCUGUGGCAGCUGCCAGGAACCCCAAAGUGCCAAUGGUGAAAGGCAUGCUUGGAAUGAACGUGGUGAGUUCUGUGGCAGCCGGCAUUGGAAUUGUGUCACUCUGUUUCCAACUGGAAUUUGACACACCAGGAUGGGAAGCAGAAUACUAUUGCCAUUAUGAGUAUUCAGGCAAUACUACACUGUCAGAGUGCAUUAAAACUCGCAUACUCCCUUGGAACAUGUUGUAUGGAAUCAUGGCUGUCUUCCUGGUAUUCAAUAUCCUUGAGUUUUGCAUCACUAUCUCCACCGCUGCGUUCGGGUGCCAGACUGUUUGCCAGGACAACUACACCGAAACGGUUGUGGUGGUUUACCAGAAUGCGACCCCAGGCGAUGCUCUUGGUCUUCCAGCUGCUUGCAAGGAUCCCAAUUCCCCCUGAUUUGCUUCCUGUUCCACCCUCCUUGACUGCCAUCUCCUUCUGCAAAGUCAAGAGCAAAAAAAGGAUCAAUGUGUACUUAUGUGCCAAGCAGCUUUACUGGCUAGAACAAGAUUGUCUUCGUAACCAGAGGAAUACAAUGGAACUAUUUUGAUGAAGCGGCGUGGACAUUUCUUUUUUGAUAGAAGGGCAGCUUUAUAACUUUGAACUGACCUUUUAAAAGUAGAUCAGGGGACUAUAAGAAACCGGUCAAUGGGAGCCCUUAAAACAAAAGGGGUCAUUUUUAACAAAUACAGUAGUAAGGAUUUUCAAAACAAACUAUAGCGAAUGUUGCAUUGCCUAACUAUCCAUCAGCUGAGAGGAAGAAGAAGAAGAAGAAAGAUUGCAAAUAAGAUGUGGGUUGAUUGGAGGAAUAUAUACCAUUGAAAUUGCACUAGAUAUCUUGCAGCAAGAUAUGAAUGGAAAAAGGAAAUAUUAUACAAAUGUAUUAUGCUU